This is a messenger RNA of Tupaia belangeri chinensis (Chinese tree shrew), 2209 nucleotides long. It is a transcript of the gene UNC5CL, whose product is annotated as unc-5 family C-terminal like. The record is from RefSeq and is a predicted model, not a curated record. NCBI's taxonomy places the organism in Eukaryota, Metazoa, Chordata, Mammalia, Scandentia, Tupaiidae. Gene Ontology annotation, cellular component: membrane. Gene Ontology annotation, molecular function: protein binding; netrin receptor activity. Gene Ontology annotation, biological process: positive regulation of JNK cascade; positive regulation of canonical NF-kappaB signal transduction; netrin-activated signaling pathway.
AUGAACUCGGAGAAGGAGCUACUGUCCCUGGACAAGCCAGCAGCCUCUGAGACCUCCUGGACAGGAAGCCAGAUGGCCAAGAGGAGCCAGCGUCUCAGCCCAGCCCCCUACCAGAAUACGAGGCCCCACAGCAGUGCCCGCCAGCCACCCUGCCCGAGAUGGCCGCCUUUUACCAGGAGCUGCACAUGCCCACGCAAGGCCAGACCAUCACCCGCCAGCUGAUGCACAAACUGUUGGUGUUCACCGCCCGAGAGGUGGACCACCGCGGGGGUUGCCUGAUGCUCCAGGACAUGGGUAUCUCCCUGUUCAUCCCUCCAGGUGCUGUGGUUGUGGGCCGCCAGGAGCGGGUGUCUCUGAUCCUGGUGUGGGACCUGUCGGACGCCCCAUCACUCUCCCGAUCCCAGGGGCUGGUGAGCCCUGUGGUGGCGUGCGGCCCCCAUGGGGCCUCCUUCCUGAAGCCCUGCACCCUCACGUUCAAGCACUGUGCCCAGCAGCCCAGUCACGCCCGCGUCUAUGGCAGCAAUACUACCUUGCUCGACACCAAGGCCUGGAAGCCACUGGGAAGGCCAGGGGCCCACACCUCCCGGGACGAGUGUCGCAUCCUCCUCUCCCACUUCAGGGAAGCCCGCAAGGGGCUGCAGUUGGCGGUGUUCUGCUCGCCGCUGGUGCCAGGGCAGUCCCACCUGCAGCUGCGCGUCUACUUCCUCAACAACACGCCGUGCGCCCUGCGGUGGGCUGUGACCAACGAGCAGCCCCAUGGCGGACGCCUGUGUGGGCCCUGCCAGCUCUUCGACUUCACAGGGGCCAGAGGGGACCAGUGCCUGAAGCUCACCUACAUCUCUGAGGGUUGGGAGAAUGUGGAUGACAGCAGUUGCCAGCUGGUUCCCCAUCUCCACAUCUGGCAUGGGAAGUGUCCCUUCCGUUCCUUCUGCUUCCGGAGAAAAGCAGCCAAUGAGAAUGAAGACUGCUCGGCACCAGUCAAUGAGAUCAUCGUCACCAUGCAUACCUACCAAGAUGGCUUGGAGACCAAGUACAUGGAAAUUCUUCGAUUCCAGGCCUCAGAGGAGGAAUCCUGGGCAGCACCACCCCCUGUGGCCCAGCCGCCCCCAUGCAAUAGGCUGCCCCCAGAGCUCUUUGAGCAGCUGCAGAUGUUGCUGGAGCCCAACAGCGUCACGGGCAAUGACUGGCGCCGCCUGGCUUCUCACCUGGGGCUCUGCGGCAUGAAAAUCCGGUUCCUGUCCUGCCAGCGCAGCCCCGCAGCCGCCAUCCUGGAGCUGUUUGAGGAGCAGAAUGGCAGCCUGCAGGAGCUGCACUACCUCAUGACCGUCAUGGAGCGGCUGGAUUGUGCCUCCGCGAUCCAGAGCUACCUGAGCGGGACGCACAGCGGCAGCAGCCCAGCCCUCCUGCGCGGGGGCGCCUGGGAUAACCAGGGCCUGGAGCUGGACGAGAAGCUCUGAGCACCCUGGGGUGGUGCAGGACGCAUGCCGGCAGCAGCACUUCGGCCACGAGGAGGCAGCACUUCGGCCAUGAGGAGGUGCAUGUGCCUCUACGCCCAAGGAGAACAUAGCAGCUGUUCCUGGCUGCGCCCACCACCCUCUUAGAGCCCUUGGCCAGUGCUCUGGGCCACCGGUAAGUCCAGAGUAUCCUCGCCAGCCUCUUUGAUCAGCACCUCCAUCUCGGCCGCGAACUUUGUCCUGCGUGCAGGUCCCCUUCUGACCGGCAGGGGGCGCGGGAGCCCAGGAGAUGGCCACAGCACGGUCAGCCUCCGGGAAGCUAUUUAAUAGACCAAUGGACUGUCACUCAGAGCCAUUCCUUGGGGACUGGUCAGUCCACAAGUAUUCACUGAGCACUUAGUACAGCCCAUCACCGCACUGGUACGGUGGGGCAUACUGGAAUCUAUAAAGCAGGAUCUGGAGCCUUGGCAAGUACACAGUUUUCUUGUGGGAGUCCAGAUGCGCUCAGAUAAGCCGAGGGCAAAUUCUGCAAUGGAGCAUGCCUUGCAGUUAGGGCGUGCGGGGAGAAGGAACUGCAGGUGCUUUAGCAGCUGGAAACGGCGGGAGCUGCGUGUGGGCUGGAGCACGGAGAAGGCCUCCCAGAGGCCGGUGGGAAAGAGGACUUGCAGAGUGGUAGAGAGAUCUUUAGAUGGGGUAGCAGGAGAGGGAAACUUAGGCAAGAAGCAAGAAGUGAGCAUUUAGGAACCAGUCUGGUG